Molecule: messenger RNA, 4985 nt
Organism: Solea solea (common sole)
Lineage: Eukaryota; Metazoa; Chordata; Actinopteri; Pleuronectiformes; Soleidae
Product: serine/threonine-protein kinase PAK 3
Exons: 16
Coding region: 218-1945 (575 amino acids)
Biological process (GO): regulation of MAPK cascade; protein phosphorylation; regulation of axonogenesis
Cellular component (GO): cytoplasm
Molecular function (GO): protein serine/threonine kinase activity; ATP binding
Source: RefSeq, a predicted model, not a curated record
GACCUGGGAACAGUGAGCAGCCAGUGAAGCAUCCAGCCUGCCGAACAAGCUUGCUUUUAGGGUCAGGAACUGGUCUGACUAGAGAAUGGCAAUCCUGCCUUUAAACUGUCUAUAGAAAGUGUUGACGAUGACUCGAACACAGCUCCAGGCCCAAAGGCGAAACGCUGAACAAGAGAAUGUGAAGACAUAUUUCAGGACAUUGUGAGUGCCACUAAAGAUGUCUGAUAGUGUCGAUAUUGAAGAGAAACCACCAGCCCCCCCCUUGAGAAUGAACAGUAGCUCCCGAGACUCUUCAUCAGUGAAUCACGCCUCUAAACCGCUUCCAAUGGCUCCCGAAGAGAAAAACAAGAAGGUCCGCCUGCGCUCCAUCUUCCCCGGCGGAGACAAGACAAACAAGAAGAAGGAGAAGGAGCGUCCCGAGAUUUCUUUACCUUCAGACUUUGAACACACUAUUCAUGUCGGCUUUGAUGCGGUAACGGGAGAAUUCACAGGCAUCCCAGAGCAGUGGGCGCGGCUCCUCCAGACCUCCAACAUCACUAAGCUGGAGCAGAAGAAGAACCCGCAGGCUGUGCUGGACGUCCUCAAGUUCUACGACUCCAAAGAGACCGUCAACAACCAGAAAUACAUGAGCUUCACCUCCGGAGACAAGUCGGCGCACGGAUACAUCGCAGCAAACACUCUGAACCGGCUGCUGUCAUCUGGGCCUCCUGUCAGCCUUAGAACCUGCAGCGCAUUAUUUGACAAGGGUGCCAAAACAUCAUCGUCAGAGCCCCCCAUCGCUCCACCUGUGUCCGAAGAGGAGGACGAGGAAGAGGAGGAAGAAGAGGAGGAGGAGGAAGAGGAGGAUGACGAUGACGAAUUGCCCCCCGUCAUUGCACCCCGGCCCGAGCACACCAAAUCUAUCUACACUCGCUCCGUCGUGGACCCACCAAAGCCUCCCUCCCCUGUGAAAGAAGUGGUGACGCCACCCGAGUCACAGGUCCAGCCCGAGAACACGUCCAACACGAUGUACCGCCACACCGACCGCCAGAGGAAGAAGUCCAAAAUGACAGAUGAGGAGAUCCUGGAGAGACUCAGGAGUAUCGUGAGCGUGGGGGAUCCCAAAAAGAAGUACACACGCUUUGAGAAAAUAGGACAGGGAGCGUCCGGCACUGUGUACACCGCCAUCGACAUAGCAACUGGCCAAGAGGUGGCCAUCAAGCAGAUGAACCUGCAGCAGCAGCCCAAGAAAGAGCUGAUCAUCAAUGAGAUCUUGGUGAUGAGGGAAAACAAGAACUCCAAUAUAGUAAACUACCUGGACAGUUACUUGGUGGGAGAUGAGCUCUGGGUUGUGAUGGAGUAUUUGGCUGGCGGCUCGUUGACAGAUGUGGUGACGGAGACCUGCAUGGACGAGGGCCAGAUCGCUGCGGUCUGCAGGGAGUGUCUUCAAGCUCUGGACUUCCUCCACUCCAACCAGGUGAUCCACAGAGAUAUAAAAAGUGACAACAUCCUGUUGGGUAUGGAUGGAUCUGUCAAGCUUACCGACUUCGGCUUCUGUGCCCAGAUCACUCCAGAGCAGAACAAGCGCAGCACGAUGGUGGGGACGCCUUACUGGAUGGCACCGGAGGUGGUGACUCGGAAGGCUUACGGCCCAAAAGUGGAUAUUUGGUCUCUAGGAAUCAUGGCGAUAGAGAUGGUGGAGGGCGAGCCACCCUACCUGAACGAGAAUCCACUCAGGGCUCUGUACCUGAUCGCCACCAAUGGGACUCCAGAGCUGCAGAACCCGGAGAGACUGUCGUCUGUGUUCAGAGACUUCCUCAACCGCUGCCUGGAGAUGGAUGUGGACCGCAGAGGCUCUGCCAAGGAGCUGCUCCAGCAUUCCUUCCUCAAGCUGGCCAAGCCUCUAUCCAGCCUGACGCCUCUGAUUGUAGCCGCGAAGGAAGCCAUAAAGAACAGCAGUCGCUAGGACGUGCCCUCUGUCCGCACCCAAGGCCCGGAGCCCCGUCUGUGUUGUGUGCGUUCAUGGGGCCGGGAUCUGGGUGUAUGAGGGGCGAGUGACCUGAUAGUGAUGGCACAGGGAGGGGGUUUGUGUGACUUGCAGUGACAGCACAAGAAGGACUAAAGACCCCCGGGCCUCGUACGUGGGAUGGAUAUCUGGCCUUGCAGCCUCUCGGCCCAUGCUGCUGAAAAGACCUUGCCUCUUUGUUUACUUUUCCAACACUCUGUGCGUGUAGAGCAGUCCAUCACAAGCCUCUGUGUGUGUGUGUGUGUGUGUGUGUGGGCGCGUGUGUGAGUGCACAUGUUUGUGUCAAUCGUCUUGUUAAAGGAGGCCGUCGCUCCCUGAAUCCAAAAAAAAAGGGUUGGAAAAAAAAACCUCAGGAGCGAUGAGGAGACACUGACAAAAGUGAGGACGUCUUGCACCUGCAGUGACCAGCUGAUGUGAGAGAGAGAGAGUGACUCCUGACCUCCGACCUUUGCCUGCAUGACUAUGGCUCUGUGCAGAAACACCGCUGCUCCACUGCAGAUUGUUCCAUCUCAACCUACGUGUGUGUGUGUGUGUGUGUGUGUGUGUGUGUGUGUGUGUGUGGAGGGGUGCAGCUACACUGGGGAACGUCAUGAAUAAUUUCACAGGACCUCGCUCAGCUUUAAACCUCCCUCAGUAAUCUGCUACAGGUCAUGUGACCCAGCUCCUUAGAAAUAACAGAAGGUCAUGAAGGUCACACACGCUUAAUAAAUCCAUGUACAGAUCACGAUCAGAUUUGAAACAUGUAAUAAAACGGACAUUUUGAAGUAGGAAUUAUUUAAAAAAAAAAAAAUGUAAGAAUAAUAAAUGAGAUAUUUCCAUCUAAUUACUUCUUGCAGAAGGAAACCCUAACCCUGGUGUGUUUGCGUCAACAUUGAAUCACCAAAAAUACUAACACUUAAACUGUAGUAUUCACUGUGUACAAGCCUCACCAUUCAAAAUGAACUGGGUACACAUUUUGUUUGCAUCUAAAUUAAUGUUUUUUUUUUAUCAGGCUACAUAGUAUGACAUUGGAGGAAAACACUUAACUGAUAAAUAUUCAGUUUUACUCACAACAGUCACAACAUUUCAUCAUUUCAUUUCAGUGGCAAGUUGUGUAAAAAUGCGUCUCCAGCAUCCUUGUGUCCUUAAGCAAAAAAAAAAAACAACAAUUAAUGAUGGAAAAAUCAAAACACACUGUAUAUUAAUGGUCAGGUUAAUCAAUAAUCGGCAUUUUUAUCCAUUAUUUGAACAAUUCUAAUCUAAGCUUUAAUAUAUAUAUACGAGCAGAAAUGUGAACGGGAAAAUGUUUCGUCUUAAAAUUGUAACUCAUAGAUUAUGUUACUGCUGCUACAUGUUUGGCCUGCCUAAGCUUGACCUGUUUUUCCAGGUGAAAGGUCACCAAAAAUGUGGUCACUAUGUUUUUUAAUUCUGUUAUCUUGAGGUCACGUUAUAAUAAUAAUAAUAAUAAGAAGAAUCAAGAUCACAUGGCUUGUUUUCUUGUAAUAGUGGGAUAAUAAAAUUAAAAGGUUGUUUAUGAAUAGUUUACAAAAAGGAGAAUCGAGGUCAAACACGGAAGAAAAAAAAGCCUCGUUACCAUUAAUUAGACUUGCUAUCACAAGAUAACACGCCAUUAUCUCGUGAUGACGAGAUUAUUAUUCUGUGAUUGCAAGAUAACACAAUGAAAUAUGUUUUUAUUGUGAGUCUCUGGGCAGAUUGUACCUUGUCCUAACAAGCACUGAGAACAGGAUGUAGUAUUUCCUCCCACAAACUCAUCCCUGUACAGACGUUAUCUGUUUGUCAGUCAUUUCCAAUGUAGCACCCCUCUGUGUGUGUGUGUGUGUGUGUGUGUGUGUGUGUGUGUGUGUGUGUGUGUGUGUUAGGGGGCUACCUCAAUCUGCACUAGAAGAUGCCUCACCUGUGUCGUCCACCUUAACUGUGAGGUGCGGGGUAGCUGCUUAGUCAUGUCGUACCUCCGUUGUGCACCAGAUGUACAGAAGAUGAAGGAGUGAUGUAAGGCGGGAGGAUGCGACAGAAAACCAUGCAUGUAAAACAAACUAUACACUGUAUCUCAUCUCCACAUAGGUUAAGAUUGUUAGGAUGUGUAUGUAUGUAUGUAAAUACGAUGGGAACCCCGCCCCCUCCCUCCCUCACUCCCUCCCUCCCCCCAGAAUUAUGUAACUUAAAAUGACAAUAUUCAGGUUGCUCUAUGGUAUGUAUCAAUAAAUGUUUUGCACCCUGGAAAUCAAAAGAAGACAAAAAAAAAACCCGAAACAACAACACACACACGCCGUCUGUGCACUCCUGGAUCCAGCUCUCCUGUUCAUUGGACGCUCCUUCAUCUGGACAGAUGCAGCACUCUGUGUGCGGGACCACACAGUCUGUCCCGAGAACCACUGCUGACUGUUAGUACAUGUACGUGUGCGUGCGGUAGGUGAGUGCGUGUUCCUGUCAGCGGCCCCGGGGAUGUCUCGGCGUCUGCCCCGUGUGCCGCACAGGUCUGAACUAUGAGCACAAAGGUGCAUUUUGGGACAAGAGACACCGCAAACGUGCCCCUGUUUUCUGUGGUUGCGCCUGUACAUUCCUAUCUUCUGAAUGUGUAAACCUGUACACGUGGUGUGAAAAUUCCUCUAUUAAUGUGUAUCAAGAGAAUGGAACAAAGACAAAAAAUGUUACUUUUUAAAUUAUUAUUAUCAUUAUUAUUAUUAUUAUUAUUAUUACUCUUAUUAUUGUCUAGCUUUGUAAAACUGCUGAUCCAUCUGGCAUACCUCAGCAGGCCUUUCCCCCAUCUUUGAAAAAGGACAAAUGGUUGACGGGGGGGGGGGGGAGAAAUACGGUUUUGGAUAAACUAUUUUUAAUUGUGGUUGAAGCAAUAGACUUUUUGAACUUUGAAUUGUGCAUGGCUGUGUCUUGAGUGUAAAAAAAAAAAAAAAAAAUCAAACUAAAUAUUGCAGUUUGGGAACUGGACUGAAAUAAAAAGAGGAAGAAAACCAGAUAUGUGACA